Drosophila yakuba is the source of this 725-nucleotide messenger RNA. RefSeq lists its product as uncharacterized. NCBI's taxonomy places the organism in Eukaryota, Metazoa, Arthropoda, Insecta, Diptera, Drosophilidae. The transcript has 2 exons. The coding region runs from base 1 to 675 and encodes 224 amino acids. The record is from RefSeq and is a predicted model, not a curated record.
AUGUCGAGUCAAAUAAUAUUUCUAGAGGACUACUGCGAAAUUUAUUUUGGUGAACUUGGCGAAAACAGAUCAUGCUCAAUAACUGAUAAUAUUGUAACCACUGAAGAUUAUCAAAUAAGUUUAGCUUUAUCUACUCUAAUAAUAAAUUGGACAAGCCCAGUGUUUCACUGUUGGAAUAUUUACAAAAUAUCUAAUGAAACAGAUGACGAACUUGUUAGAAUUACUGUGAAUGGAAUUAGAAGUGAAGUCGAUAUGAGAAUUAGCCCUGGCGUACAUUAUCUUGACCUACUUGGCAUUCCGGAAAUUUAUGACUACCAUAUUUACCUUCCAUCCUUGCUGAUAACUGAGGAGUAUGUGCAUUACGCAAAUGGACCGCAAAUUUUAACUUUUAAAUAUGUAUAUGACAGUCCACCUAAUUCCAUGGUUAUAAACAAUUACAUUCGGAAGACCAUGAACGACACCAAGCAAAUCCAAAUUCAUAAUCAAAAUUUUUUUGAAAGUCCGAUACUAAGAAUGGAAGAAAAUGUUUUUCAUGGCAAAAAUAGGAUGACCGCCGUCACAUUUACUGAAUUUAGUGUAAAAGGUUUGACGGCUAAAACCUUUGAAAAUUUAACAAGCUUAAGUCGGCUUAUUUUUGAUAAUGUUAUUUUAAGAGAUCUUUCGUUUUUGAGGUAAGUAAAAGUAAGUGUCGCUUUUCUAGCAUUAAUGUGUGCCUGCAUUUCAGA